AUGACGAAGCAUGCUAGCAGCAGUGGCAAAUGCAUUUUUAAGGACAUUUCCUGUAAUGGCGUUCGAUUUUCCGCCUUGAUCGAUACAGGCUGUGAUCUCUGCCUUAUCCGUGAUGACGUAGUUGAGUUGCUAGGAAAUAUCGAGCUCGUUAAUGAAAAGCGCAGUCUGGUCGGCAUUUGUAACAGAGAGUUAAAUACUCUAGGCAGUUUUGUAACCCAAGUGGCGGUAGACAACGCUUAUUUGGACGUAAACUUUCAUGUUGCUAGCAGAAAUGAUAUUAAGUAUUCAGCAGCCAUCGGGAAUAGCAUUUUGAAGCAAGUGGACUUGAUAUUCUCAAAGAAGUCGGUAAAAUUUCAAGCAAAAGAGAACCAUAACAGCCAGGAGUCCGUUACUACAGAGAAAUCAGUUGAGCCAGAGCUAAAUAUAUUUCAAGAAUACCCUCAGGUGUGUCUGUUUGCUGAAAGUGAGGAGCCUGAGAUCGACGUCGCUCAUCUGGAGAGAUCAAUUGCUAAAACUGUCAGAGCUUUGACAAAUAACUACAAGCCAGAGAAGAGAAAGGACAGUCCCAUACAAAUGAAAAUUUUGCUAAAUGACGAAUAUCCAGUCUAUGAACACCCUCGACGCAUUUCACAUGCAGACAAGUCGAUCGUAGACAACCAGGUUACAAAAUGGCUAUCAGAGAUGAUUAUCCAGCCAAGUUCAUCUGAGUAUGCCUCACCUGUUGUCCUGGUACCGAAAAAAGAUGGCAACUUCGCGUUCAAGGCCAAACCACUUUCUGACUUGCUUCGUAAGGACAUUCCAUUCCGAUUCGCCGAGGAACAACUCGCAGCACUCGAACAGCUCAAAAUAGCUUUGAUAUCUGCUCCGGUGUUACGUUUAUAUAAUCCAAAAGCUCAGACGGAGAUACACACACGGAGAUACACUAUGCACGGCUAUGGAGGAGUUCUCUUGCAAAAAGAUCCGGACGAUCAACAGUUGCACCACAUACAAUACUUAAGCCGAAGGACAAAGCCAGCUGAAGAGAAAUACCACUCUUAUGAACUCGAAGUGUUGGCUAUAGUCGAAGCUUUGAAGAAAUGGCGGGUCUAUUUACUUGGGAUAAAAUUCAAGAUCAUUACCGACAGCUAUGCAUUUAUUCAUUUAAGAGUUUCACGUUGGCCAUUGUUUCUCCAGGAUUACGACUAUGUCAUCGAACAUCGAAGUGGCAGCAAAAUGAGGAACGUGGACGCCUUGAGCCGAGUUUCAUGUCUAAUGCUGGAAGACACUUUGCAUCACAAACUGCAGUAA
Drosophila takahashii is the source of this 1287-nucleotide messenger RNA. NCBI's taxonomy places the organism in Eukaryota, Metazoa, Arthropoda, Insecta, Diptera, Drosophilidae. The record is from RefSeq and is a predicted model, not a curated record.